This is a messenger RNA of Cryptomeria japonica (Japanese cedar), 822 nucleotides long. Its product is annotated as protein MAIN-LIKE 1-like. Lineage: Eukaryota; Viridiplantae; Streptophyta; Pinopsida; Cupressales; Cupressaceae. The transcript is spliced from 2 exons. Bases 1 to 822 code for a protein of 273 amino acids. Gene Ontology annotation, biological process: meristem maintenance; meristem development. The record is from RefSeq and is a predicted model, not a curated record.
AUGGCCAUUUCGAUCCAAGAGCACCAUUUUGAGUGCCAUAGACGUCACAAUCGACUGCAGAACUACGACCCAAUGGUUUGGUUGCCAGAUAUCUUGUUUCGAUGUGUGUAUCCACCUAUGAUGGGAUUAGUUCGCGUUUUAUCAUACACAGAUAAGAAUCAUAUUGAUUUGUGUGGGUUUGGACACCUUUUGCAGAUGCCAGAUAUCCGUGUAAAUCAUAGGAUGUUGACCGCAUUAGCAGAGCAGUUUCAUUUAGAGCAUAACACUUUCCAUUUACCUGUAGGAGAGAUGACUAUCACACCUGAGGAUGUUUACCAGAUUCUCAAGAUCCCAUUUGCUGGUGAUAAGGUCGAUUAUGAUUCUGCUCAGUGGCCUGGUAUUUUAGCUUUGAGAUGUAUAUUUCACAAGGAGACUAUUCUUGAGCGGGCCAUUACAUGGGAUGUUAUGAUGGCUAGGUAUAGUGAGCAGUUUUCGCUUGCAUGUGUGUUAGCAGGUAUCAUUGGGUGUUUUGUUAUGCCAAACAGGGGACAACAGGGCUUUCUAUGUGGCUGGGCUAGGAUGCUCGAGAGACUAUUGACUCUUCCUGAGAGAUUAGGGUGGGGAUCUUGUUUGUUAGCCUAUAUGUAUCAUAAGAUGCAUGAGGUUGCAUAUAGGGAUGGGAAGAGCAUGGCAGCAAGAGUCUUAGUUUUACAGAUAUGGGCAUGGGAGCACAUCCCAGUAUGCAGGUCGAUAGUAGAUGAUGCUAGAGAGCCUCACCAGCCUAUUGUAUAUUGCUAUUCAGGUUAUGUCACUCAACCCCAUCUGAGCAAGACAAAGUACUAG